UGAAAAAUAUUGGAAAAUCAAUUUUAAGUUUCGAGCUUUUAAAAUCAUUGCAAGCAACACUCCUCCCUAGUGUUGCACACAAUCGGCUAUCGGCGUUAUCGAUAACGCCCGCAUCGAUACAAUUCCACCGGCUUGUCCGAUUCGUGUUGUUGUGAUUCGGGAUAUAUACAGGAUAUAGGGCAUCCAAAAUGGGCCUACUGUCCGAUCCGUCGAUAUCGACGCAAAGCAAGCUGGUGGAUGGACUGGCGCGCCAUGUCCGCAAGGUGUGCUACGCCCUUUAUGUGGCGGGUGUGGCCUGGUUCUUCUGUUUGGCGCUGCCGGAGUUCAACCACGGCACAUAUCUCUCCGAGAAUGCCCUCUCGCCAGGCUUGGUCUAUCCGGAAAUCCGCAUCGAUGCGAAUCGUCUGGCCAUUCAGCUGCUGGAGGAGCUGCAGCGAGAGCGCAAGGAUCAUCUGUCCACCACGCCGCACGCCUGGAUUGCGGCCAAGAUGAACGAGUUCGGCCUGGAGACGCACACCCACAACUACACGCUGCGCUAUCCGUUUGGCGGCGGCAAGGAGUAUCACGGCAAGAAUAUCUAUGGCAUAUUGAGGGCACCAAGAAUUGCCUCCACCGAGGGCAUCGUUUUUGCGGCUCCCUAUCGCGCUGCCAGCUCUGUGCACUCGGACAUUGCCGCCAGCGUGCCGCUUCUGCUGGCCUUCGCCGAUUUUGCCCGGCGCAAGAACUACUGGGCGAAGGAUCUGAUCUUCCUGGUCACCGAACAGGAGCAGCUGGGCAUGCAGGCCUGGCUGGAGGCGUACCACGAUGGCGACCGGGAUCUGGACGUGAGCAAGGCGUAUCUGCGUCCUGGCAAUUUGCCCGCUCGCGCUGGUUCGCUGCAGGCGGCUCUGAAUAUUGAAGUUCAGGAUCUGGAGAUCGAUCAUGUGGAUGUGCGAAUUGAGGGUUUGAACGGCAAGUUGCCCAAUCUGGAUAUGUUCAAUCUAGUGCAGAGGAUUAUGGCUCGCGAGGGCAUCACCUCUGGGUAUAAGCAAGCGCCGCGCAAGAAGCGUCGUCACAGCCAAUCGCACUUCGAGCAGAAUCUCCGCCAGAUGCUGACCAUGCUAGCCAGCCAGUCGUCGGGCGUACCCACUGGCAAUCAUGGACUGUUCCACCGCUAUCGGAUCGAUGCUCUGACCAUAGCUGCCAAUCGGAGGGCCACCCAUGCCACACUGAAGGGCAGUCCAGGAUCGGCAGCGGUGCCUUUGCUGAAAGCCAUCGAGGGAAUAGCCAGGAGUCUGAACAACCUGCUGGAGCGCUUCCAUCAAAGCUUCUUCUUCUAUGUGCUCGUGAAUAACGAUCGCUACAUCUCCAUCGGGGAUUAUAUGCCCGCUUUGGUGGCUCUGGUAGCGUGUGCCUUCCUGAAGGCCUAUCUAACGUGGUCCACGCUGCCCGCGACCAACGCUGAACUGGAAAGGGCGGCAGGCUGGCCUAAGGAGCAAGAACAGGUGGCGGAAGUGGAACAGGAGAACUUAGAUCCCGAUAAGUUCGAGCUGCCGUAUGGAUCGGUAUUGAUAUACCUCACUGCCACCCUACUGAUUGGUUUCCUGUGCAAUGUGCUGCCCCUGCAGCAAUAUUUCCUGGAGAUUCCCAUGGGCGCCGCACCGCUGACCACCUCAGUGCUGAGCUUCCUUUCUCUGAUCGGUUUCAUUCUGCCCUUUGUGGUGGUUUUGCCGCCCGGAGGAUUGGAGCUGCUGCACGUGGCCUUCCUGCUCAUCUAUGGCUGCGCCUUGAUCGUCAUCGGGCUGCUCAACUUUGCCCUGGGCUUCUUUGCGGCAGUGCUGACUGUGCCGCUGGUCAUCGCGCUGGAGACCAAGGAGGAGAACACGCGCAGCACGCUGAGGAACACGAUCCGCUUGGCCACGCUGGCCAUGAACCCCAUGAUGGUCAUCUAUGUGAUCGUGCUGGCCAUGACAUUGUACCAGUUUCCGGAGCUGCCGCUGCAGAAGAUCAUGCUGAGGGCGGCCACCGCGGCCAUGGACGCCUCGGCCUAUGGGCUCAUCGAUUCCGUGAUCUAUGGCAACUGGCUGUACUUUGUCAUCUGCACGAUCUUCCUGCCCCUGUGGAUCAUCUGCUGGACCUUGUCGCUGUCCAAGCGACGUGACUACGCAGAUUACCUGGACUUCGAUGAGUCGCCGUCAACAUCGCCGCAGACGCAUCCUCAGGCAAAGGUGAAAACGAAUUGAGGAGACGGAGGAGCUUCAAGUGUUUGAUUCACUGGCUACAUAUAUCAACUGGAAAUGAUCCUAAGAUGAAGUGUGAUAAACCCAACAAAACUGUGUGUGAUGGCGGUAAGAGGUUGCACAUGCAGAGAAAAUUCCAUUUAAAUGUUAUGCAUUUGAUUAAAUGUCUAAAUAAACGAAGCCUAUUUAUUAGUUGGAAUAACCAAGUGAUGUAAUCUAAAA
Drosophila erecta is the source of this 2441-nucleotide messenger RNA. It is a transcript of the gene GAA1, whose product is annotated as glycosylphosphatidylinositol anchor attachment 1 protein. Bases 189 to 2222 code for a protein of 677 amino acids. Gene Ontology annotation, biological process: attachment of GPI anchor to protein. Gene Ontology annotation, cellular component: membrane; GPI-anchor transamidase complex. The transcript is spliced from 3 exons. NCBI's taxonomy places the organism in Eukaryota, Metazoa, Arthropoda, Insecta, Diptera, Drosophilidae. The record is from RefSeq and is a predicted model, not a curated record.